AUGAACGCCCAGGUCUCGUUUCUCGACGGCACCUACACUCUGAUCCACAUUCCUCUCGAUCUGUACUCAACCUUGCUGCAGCCCAUUCUCCGCGUCCUCCUGCCACAGACCCAGACCCUUAAGGCGUCAAAAGGAGAGCCUGAACAUGAAUUAGAAGGCCUCAAUGCCGAAAGCCAGCAUGGCUUCCUCAACAUCAGCGUCACUCCCAUGGAGUGCUCCAUCGUCUGCCACAGCUCUUGGGCCAAGAAUGUCUUUGAGCCUGCCAUCAAGGACCUGCCCAAGGACCUCGCCAAGUCCGUCUCAAUAUCCAAAGACACCUACCUCGUCCUUUCCGUCAUCAGCGCAGGCAUGGACGCUGCCGGGCGCGUCAUGGAGCUGACUUCGCCUCUGGCCCUCGCCGGAAUCCCGAUUUUCUUCAUUACCACCUACUACUCCGACUUCAUCCUGGUGCCGACCAAGGACAAGAAGACUGUCAUUCAGGCCCUCCUGGCGCGCGGUUUCGAGCUGGCCGAGAACGAGUCCAACUUCGUCAGCCCUGCAGCAUCUGUUCACUCCCGCGGCGGUAGCCAGAACGGCCCUCCGCUGACCCCACCGCCCUCGACCAUCGCCGAGCUCCAGGUGCGCACCUUCGAUUUGCUCAAGAAGCGUAGCGUCGCCCCUUACGUCGAAGACGACCUGCUCCUGGUCCAGUGCUCUGGCCGAGAGACAUCGCAACUUGGAGGCGAGUUCUCGCAUACCCAGCGUCCGCCCCUGAGUAGGCAGGUGACGGGCAACGGCCAUCGCCAGACAUGGCUAGACAACAUCGACACGAAGCUGUACACCGCCAUGAUCUCGGCGCUGGCGGCGCGGCCGCGCUUCAUAUCCAUCACCCUCGCACAGGAGGAUCCGCCCUCACUGCUGCUGGACAGGUCUCUCCUCGGUCUUUUUGGUGAUUCACUCGUAGGAGACACCAAGUCGAACCUCACUCCCAUCUUCCUGGAUCUCGAGAGCCUUCCGUUGGAAGCCACCGGCAUCGUUUGCGGAGUUGCCGGUACACUUGUGCAGGACAUGCGCACCGGAGACAGCGCAGGACUGUCAUAUCUAUCUACCGCUCGAGCCGGUGCCGUCAUUCUUUCGUGUGAACAGUCGAUUCACGCUCUUGAGAUUCUUGAACCGAAACUGUUCAAGGCCUGA
Colletotrichum siamense is the source of this 1173-nucleotide messenger RNA. RefSeq lists its product as uncharacterized. Gene Ontology annotation, biological process: cellular response to L-arginine; regulation of intracellular signal transduction. Gene Ontology annotation, cellular component: cytosol. The transcript is spliced from 2 exons. The record is from RefSeq and is a predicted model, not a curated record. Lineage: Eukaryota; Fungi; Ascomycota; Sordariomycetes; Glomerellales; Glomerellaceae. The coding region runs from base 1 to 1173 and encodes 390 amino acids.